Aureobasidium pullulans EXF-150 is the source of this 652-nucleotide messenger RNA. RefSeq lists its product as uncharacterized. Bases 124 to 483 code for a protein of 119 amino acids. The transcript has a single exon. The record is from RefSeq and is a predicted model, not a curated record. Lineage: Eukaryota; Fungi; Ascomycota; Dothideomycetes; Dothideales; Saccotheciaceae.
GUUUGUUUGCAAGAUCCAACGUAGCAAUGCACGAGCUACGGUGUCAUCAAAUCGUAUCGUCAGGCAUGAUCGUACUAUGAACGACAGACAUCUGUCUUGUUCUCACAGCUCAGCCGGGUGGGUAUGGUAUCUCGAGCAAGACCAUGCAUUCCUCCACAUUCGACGUGCUAUCGCAAAACAGACUCUAGCAUCGUCUUGCCUGAGCAAUAUCUGAACCAACGUCCAGUCCAGCCCAUCACCAGCACAGAAUAUUGUGGUCUUGUCCGUCAUCACAUUCGCUUCUCUCACCUCAUGAAUCACGACUCUCCACCUCCUCCACAUCCUCAAAUCCAGAAAUCCCGGGCCGACAGACCGCACACAGCCCCACGAACUCUUGAUCCCACACACAUGCCGAGAACAGCUCUCCCAAAAUCCCGAGAAUCUCUCCACUCCGAAAACUUCUCGUGCACAAACGUCUCCAAAUCCUUGGCAACUUGCAUGUGAAAGAACAGCGGAGAAUUUGAACGGAGCGGAAGCAAAACGGCGGAGGGGAAGAACAAGCGCCACAGCGGCCGAUGUGCUCGGGAACUGUGGAGGAAAGCACGAAGGUUCUCUCGAGACGAGGUGGAAGGCCUGGAGCCGCCACUGAGAGAGGCAAUCGGCGGCGACUGAC